Molecule: messenger RNA, 1127 nt
Organism: Callorhinus ursinus (northern fur seal)
Lineage: Eukaryota; Metazoa; Chordata; Mammalia; Carnivora; Otariidae
Source: RefSeq, a predicted model, not a curated record
GGGCGGUGGCGGCGGCACGCGGAGGGAGGCUGCGUCGGUGCGGCGGCUGUGGGGCAGAGAGCAGGCCGCCCAGGCCCGCCCGCAGCUCCUCGGGGAUGGAGGUCCUGGACGAGUUCGACAGCGAGUUGCCCCAGAGUGUGACCUUCUGCCAGCUCAUCUCCGAGGAGGACUUCGAGAGGCAGGCGGCCACCUACACGGAACGCGCGCUGCGCCGCCUCUUCCGCAGCAUCGACCGCAACCCGGCGCUGGCCGAGAGGGUGGUGCGCAAGGGCAAGCUGGCCGAGUACGAGGGGCGCGGGCUCCUCUCCUUCCUCUGGGCAAAGUUCUUCUGUGCAGUUCAGGGGGAGCUGAAUUGUUGCAACAGCAUGGGUGCCCUGGAGAUGCACCAGCGCCUGGAGCAGCUGAAGAGGAGCAUUCACCGCGUGCACCUCUACUCUCAGGAUGCCAAGAAGAAGAGAAGAAAGCCAAAGCCGAAGAAACCAGAACCCAUCCUCUUGCGAGACCGCUCAACCUCCCCAUGCCUGCCACCAGCCCUGCUGCCGCCUCCACCGCUGCUGUCACCUGCCACCACCAUGGCCGCCGUGGUGGCCUCAUCACCCCCUGUCUGCACUAUGCCUCGGGUCUUUGGCCCCUUCCCUCCACUGCCCAGCAAGUCGAUGGAGAAGUUGGAGGUUGCAAGGCACAUGGUUGAUCUGACCCCCUUGGUCCUCAACCCCGGAGGCUUCCAUUUCUCGUACCUGGCUGGAAACAGUGCACACAAGCUCCGUUGCCCUGGCUUCCCCUGGACCUCGGCUUGUAGUGGUCCCCCCAGUACUGAGGAGACACCACUCCCUCCUGUGAAGGCCUCCAUCUUCACCCCGCCUGUCUUGCUCAAGUUCCAGCCUGUGCCAAGACCCAAAGAUGACUCUGAGAACGACCCUAGCAGCACAGAGUCUGGGACCCCCAAGAGGGGCCCAUAACCUCUUCCCUAUAGACCAUGGCUAAAGGAAUGAAUAAAGUUCUCGCGGAGGUGCCUUACUUGUGCUGGGCUCCCUAGAGGCUGUACAAUCCCAUGGACUUCCUCCAGUCGAAAGAGGUGUUCAGGGUAGUGCAAGCCUGAGGCCCCCCUCAGCCUGAGCCUGCAUACA